AUGGCGCCGACAACACAAAAGCACACCAAAAAGCGAGUCGCUCCUGCCCAGAGUGGCCCCAAGACUAAAAAGCCUCAUCUCGAGAAGCCGCCGGCACCCGCGAAAAAACGCAGUCGCCCUGUCACUGUCGUUCCUCAAGACAGCGAUGGAGAGAGCUCCGACGACGGUUCGGAGGGAGGUUCUGCGGGCGACGCAGAGGAAGGCGGUAUGGAUGAAGACGCCAAGGAUGCGGUGAUGGACGGGGACGCUCCGUCUGCCCCAGCAAAGGAUCCCAAUGCUGCCCGCGAAUCUCAUAAAGCGCAACGCGUUCUGCUCGACCAACGAAAAGCCGCCAAGCCGCACUCUGCCCUGCUCGUGGAAGCCAAGCAAGCUUGGACGCUCGCGAGGCAGAAAAACCUCUCCAAGCAGGACCGCACAAAACACAUCAACGCGCUCAUGGACAUCAUCCGUGGAAAGGUAAAGGACAUCGUGUUCAAGCACGACGCGAGCCGCAUUGUGCAGACGGUCGUCAAGUGGGGCGGGCAGAAGGAACGGAACGAGAUCGCAGAGGAACUGAAGGGCAGGUACAAGGAGCUCGCCCAGAGCAAGUACUCCAAGUUCCUCAUCACCAAGCUCAUUCGCUUCUGCCCCACCUAUCGCCCCGCCAUCCUCCGCGAGUUCCAAGGUCACGCUCUCCGCAUGAUUCUCCACCGUGAAGCUUCGAGCGUUCUCGCCGAUGCCUUCGAGCUGUAUGCGAAUGCGUACGAACGCUCGCUUCUUGUUCGCGAUUUCUACGGCAAAGAAGCGAACCUCUUCACCGUCACCGCAGGCAGCGACGAGGAGAAGGAGCGGUCGAAGCGGGGGCUGAAGGGUCUCAUCGAGGGGCUGGAAGGAGAAAGGAGAAAGCGCGUACUAUCUGCGUUGAAAGACAAUCUGACAACAAUCUUCAACAACUCGGACAAAGGCGCGAUUUCUCACGCGUUGGUUCACCGCGCGCUAUGGGAGUACCUCUCGGCGGUAGCUGCCCUUGACGAUGAGGCGGAAGCGGAAAAGCUGCGGAGAGAGAUGUUCGAAAUAUGCCAGGAGGUCCUCGCGGAGAUGGUGCACACAAGAGACGGUAGCCGCUGUGUCCGGGAGUUCAUCGCGUGGGGUACCGCGAAAGACAGGAAACAAGUCGUCAAGGCGAUCAAGCCGCAUAUCGAGCGCAUGUGCAAAGAUGACGAGGCGCAGCUUGUAUUGUUCACAUGCCUAGACGUCAUCGACGACACCAAAUUGACAGCCAAGUCACUAGUGGCGGACGUGGUGGCCGCGGCGCCUUCAAUAUACACCACGGCGCAAGGGCGGCGUUCGAUCAUCUAUCUUGUUGCUCCGCGCACUCGCCGUCAUUUCACCCCUGCCCAGAUCGUCACCCUGGCCGAAACCGACCCCGUUAGGGCGAAAACGAGCAAAAAGGACGACGACGUGCGCGUUGCAGAGAUCCGCAAGGCGGCUAGUGAAGGCCUCCUCAGCUGGAUAGCCGAGAGCGGCCACGACAUCUCGAGGGAACCCGGCGGCAGCCUCGUCGUUUGUGAGAUUAUGCUAGACGGUGAUGGUGACAAGUCCGCUGCGUCAGACAAACUUCUUGCCUCCCUCGCUGCUCCCUACCCAUCCGAGGACCCCUCCUCCCCGCACCCCAUCUCCCUCCCGCACACCUCGCGCCUCUACAAGACCCUCCUCCAGGGCGGCCACUUCUCGCAGUCCGCGCGCGCCGUCGAGCCCUCACCGCGCUUCUCCGGCCACGACUUCGCCGUGCGCUUCGUGCAACAAGUCGGCGAGGACGUCACCGUCGCGAUGGCCAAGGGCGAUGGCGCGUUCGUCGUCGCCGCGCUCUGCGAGCAGCUCGCGUCGGAAGAGUCUCCCGAACGCAAAACUGUCAAGGCCUGGUUCGACGCCGAGGUGUGCAAGGCUGUCGAGCAGGCAGGCGGGAAGGGCGUGGCGGUGCUCGUCGAGAGCUUGAAGAAGCUGUAA
Messenger RNA from Epithele typhae, 1986 nucleotides. RefSeq names its product ARM repeat-containing protein. The transcript has 8 exons. Gene Ontology annotation, molecular function: mRNA binding. NCBI's taxonomy places the organism in Eukaryota, Fungi, Basidiomycota, Agaricomycetes, Polyporales, Epitheliaceae. Gene Ontology annotation, biological process: regulation of translation. The coding region runs from base 1 to 1986 and encodes 661 amino acids. Gene Ontology annotation, cellular component: nucleolus. The record is from RefSeq and is a predicted model, not a curated record.